AAAAAAUACAUAAAAAUUAAACCAAAAAGUUUGAAUCUUUUAUACAUGUACAAAUAUUGCUGUAUAUUUCCAGUGGAAAUGCUUGUAUCGUAUACAGCCAGCCGACGACAAGUACACUUAAACCCAGAAUCACAGUCAGGUCACUCAAUCGUAUUAUCCCAGACGGAUAAAUGUAUUUCCAGAAAAAGACCGUUAGUACCCGCCAUUUUUCCUCUCUCUUGAACUUUCUCUCUCCUCCACCUCUGCUCUCUCUUUCCAGCCCAAAAAAGGCAGCCGACCCGCCACCAAAACCCAACAGGCAUAAAAGAUGGUUUUUUGGGUUUAUUUUUUUCUUUAAUUUUGUUUAUUUAUUUUUAAUUUGCAACAAAAACAAACGCGCAUUCUCAUCCUCACAGAGCCAACGACGACGAAUAAAUCGCUACUUUUUGUAAGGGACGACCAAUUUGUGCAGCUCCCUUUUGCGGUCUUUUAUCCUCUUGUAAUUGAGAAGAGGGAUAGGAAGAUACACAAGAAAAAGGUUUUGAACAACGAGCUGAAUAAUCGAGACUAAUUCUCCGAGGAGACCAAUCAUGGGUUGUCAGUUUGCUAUGUCGUCUUCUUCAUAAUGGAAGUAGAGAACAUCGGCAUCCCCGUGAUCCUACAAGUCCUGGACCUUCGUGGUGACAAGGGCAAAAAUAAUUCGAUCCCACAAGAACCAGAGUCCAAUGGGGGAGAUGUUGACAGUAAUAUCAGAAGGGAUUCCAUCCCUGAAAUCCCACCAGAAAUGGAUCUCAAGGGUGGUGAUGUCAAAGGUAACUCUGUCCUAGGGGUUCCACAGGACAUAGAGCCCAAUGGCAGUGAUAGCAGAAGGAGCUCUAUCGGAAAUGUUGAUCCUCCUCAUAUCAAAAGGAGCUCUAUCCCUGUGAUCCCACAGGAAAUGGAUCCCAAGGGUGGUGAUGUCGAAGGUAAUUCGGUCGUAGGGAUUCCACAGGACAGGGAGCCCAAUGGUGGUGACAUCAGAAGGAGCGCUAUCGGAAAUGUUGAUUCUCCUUCUACCGAGAGAAACUCUAACCCAGUGGUCCCGCAGGACAUGGACCUCAGUGAUGAUGAUAGGAACUUUAUUGCAAAUGUCGCACGGGAAAUAGAACCCGAUGGCAGUGCUAUCAAACUGAACUCUAUCCUAGAGAUCCCACAGAAAAAGGAGCCUGAGGGUGGAAAUAUCAGAAGCAAGUCUAUCCUAGAGAACCCACAGGAAAUGGAGUCUAAUGCCGGUGAUAUCAGAAGAAGCUCCAUCGAGAAAGUAGAUCCUCCUGCUGAUAUCAAAAGGACCUCUAUCCCAGUGAUCCCACGGGAAAUGGAGCCUAAUGGUGGGGAUGUUAGAAGGAACUCUAUCAGAGUGAUCCCACAGGAAUUAGAACCCAAUGGUGGUGGUAUCGGAAGGAACUCUAUGCCAGCGGUCCCACAGAAAAUGGAACCAAAUGCUGGGGAUACCAGCAGGAACUCUGUUCUGUGGAUCCCACAUGAAAUGGAACCAAAGGGUGGUAGAAGGAUUCAGUCCCGCUAUCUCAGAGUUCCAAUAGGUUCUUGCCAUGAUUAUUGCAAAUAUGGAGUGAGAAAUGCAUCUGAAGAAAAUGCAACUGCUGCCAUGCGAAAAUCGGCUAAAGAGAGGAAACAGAUAUCCACAACCAAUCAAAAGCCUUCUCCAGAUUCCGACACCCAGAGGCUUGACAAUUCUCUUGUCACAGAGAAAAAAGUUUUGUCAUUGAGGAAGAAGGAAAUUGUUUCUGCAGAAAAGGUUCCAUCCUCUUCCAAGGAUAUUGAUGUUUCUGUGGAAGAUUCCUCCAGUUUGAAGGUGAAGCGUGUGAAAUCAGAGCUAUCUUCUCUCCCAGAACCGGCCUUAAGCCUGAGAAAUUCAAAGGCAAUAUCCACAACUGGACCGAGGUCUGUUCUACAUUCCCAAACCUUGAAACUUAAUAAUUCUGUCGUCACGGAGAAAAAAGGUUCAUCAUCGACGAAGAAAGAAACUGCUUCUUCAAAGAAAGUUUCAUCUCCCAAGGAAAUAGCCGUUUCUAUGGAAGAGUUGAUUGAUUCGAAAAUGAAGGCUGAGCAAUUAGAUCAAUCUUCUCUCCCAGGAUCAGACCCAAGCCUGAGCAAUUCGGAGGUGACAUCGACAAUCAAUCCUAAGCCUUCUCCAGAUUCCGAGUCCCAGAAUUUUAUUGCCACGCAGAAAAGAGUUUCACCUCCCUAUAAAGAUAUAGAUGUUUCUGCUGAAGAUUCCAACGAUUCAAAAGUGAUUUCAACAGUCAGUCCUAAUCCUUCUCCAGAUUCUAAAGCACGGAAACUUAAUCAUUCUGGUGUCAUGGAGAAAAGAGCUUUAUCAUCAAAAAGGAAAGAAAAUGUCUCUUCAAAAACGGUUUUAACUCCCAUUAAGGAGAUUGAAGUUUCUAUGGAAGGUUCCAUCGGUUCAAAGGUGAAGCGUGAGCAAGUAGAGUCAUCUUCUUGCACAGGACAAGGUUCAAGUAUUCAAGGAAAGAGUGGAACUAGAAAAGGCAAGGAAAUACCCGAACGUUUGAGCAGCAGUGUCAAUAGAAAAAACAGAAGCAAACCGCCGAGGACUCCUGUAUUGGUUGAGAAAAAGAUGUUAGAGCCUGAAACUGUUUCUUUGACUUACAAACACCCCGUCAAGAGAGUCUGCGAUGAAAAUGCUGGAAGCUUUAAGAACCUUAAAGGGUUGUCUCAUAUGAAAGAUCAAAACGGUCCCCGAAAAGUUGAACCUGAGGGACCCUGCAAUAAGGAUGUUCCAGAAAAGAUUUUGUAUGUCAUCGAGUCUAAUACUGAGAAUAGUACUGUCGAACCAACUCCAAAUGGUGCCGAUGCCCCUAAGUUAUCGUCGUCGUCACAUCAAUCCUCGGAAGUCAAAAGCUCGAGACAAGCUAGGAAGGGAGUUGGUACCACUCGAGCACCGACAUCCUCUAUGAAGAAAAACUUGAAACGCACUGCAAAUGGAGGUUAUGGUCGUUCACCUACUGUUCCAUCCCCUAAAAACAAAGGCUUGAGGCGUAGUACUCGAAGACCUUUAUCUUCAUCGUCAUCCUUAUCAUCAUCAUCCAUAUCAUCAUCAUCCGUGUCCGCAUCCCCAGUCAAGUCCACUCAUAAAAAAGAAAAUGGCGCCACCUCUCAACGCAAAGCAAUGAAAACUGGUAAUCAAAGAGCAAAUUUGAAGGUGGGGAAGAGUACUAGGCCUCGAAAGUCUGAGAUACUUAGCUCUGAAAGCAAAAACAGCUCAGCCCGAAAGCUGACAUUUAGGAGAGGAAGGGUGCUUGACAUUAAGCCUGAGAUCAAUACUACAAGGAGACUCAAAUUCAGGCGAGUAAGAUUGGCAGGGGAGACCCAAAAUGGUAAAGGUGGUGUAAUAGGGGGAAGCGCCGGGAGGAAAGAAGUUGGUGACAGCCAGUCAAUUGGUGAUGUAUUCCAAAGGUUAAGCCCCUGGUGGAAAGUAGUUGAUCACAGUCACUCAAAUGGUGCUUUUAUCAAAAGGCGAAGCCUUGGGAGGAUUGAAGUUGAUGGCAGCCAGUCAAAUGGUGGUAAAUUCAAAAGCGAGAAAGUUGUUCCGAGAAGCUUCAAACGAGAUGUGGAAGGUUCACAAGGGAAGAGCUUGAGGAGGAAAGCGGCUGGUGAUAGUGGGUUGAAUGGUAGUACUAAAACGAGUCCUGAGAAAGUUGUGUUGAGACACCAAGGUGUGACAGGAAGGAAGGAUGUGCAGAAGUUGUUGAAUAAUGUGAUUGAAGAGACUGCCAGUAGGCUUGUUGAGUCCAGGAAGAGUAAAGUCAAGGCCUUGGUUGGUGCUUUCGAGACUGUGAUUUCGCUUCAGGAUACCAAAUCCAUGGCAUCGGAAACAGACACAGAAGAUGCAGUCUGAUAUACCAAAAACAUAUAGUUAUGAUUUCUGUACAUAUCUGAAAAAACACGAAUGCAGUAGUUUUGGAGGUUGCGUGGGAUUGAAGUUCUGCGAGCUUGUGAAGUUGCGGAGGCAUAAGUGAAGAGAAAACUGAAUCAAGGUGAGAAGGCUCUCUGAGAAUAUGAAACAUUUUUCUUGUGUGUACUGCUAUACUGAUUGUUUUGCCGAAGGAGUUGUGCAUUAUUGCUAUUAUUUUUCUGUUGUAUGUUUCUGCAACGUGCGUGUUGGUGAUUU
Messenger RNA from Malus domestica (apple), 4171 nucleotides. RefSeq names its product probable GPI-anchored adhesin-like protein PGA55. Gene Ontology annotation, molecular function: calmodulin binding. Lineage: Eukaryota; Viridiplantae; Streptophyta; Magnoliopsida; Rosales; Rosaceae. The record is from RefSeq and is a predicted model, not a curated record.